This is a messenger RNA of Kwoniella botswanensis, 228 nucleotides long. RefSeq lists its product as uncharacterized. The record is from RefSeq and is a predicted model, not a curated record. NCBI's taxonomy places the organism in Eukaryota, Fungi, Basidiomycota, Tremellomycetes, Tremellales, Cryptococcaceae. The transcript has 3 exons. The coding region runs from base 1 to 228 and encodes 75 amino acids.
AUGGGUGUCCUCUCCAUCUCUGUCUCUUUUCUCUGGCCCGUCUUCGAUGUCCCUCUCCUCCUUAGGUGGCAUCAGUACUCAGCUUCUGAUUUGGUCGUUACAAUUGAUUUGGCAGAUUGCCUACUCCAUGGUCUCAGCAUUCUGUUUCGUGUUCAUCCUAUUUCGGACAGGCAUGAGAAAGUCAAUGCUCCGAUGGUCAAAUCGAUUUUGCCAUAUUCCGUCAGAUGA